Molecule: messenger RNA, 2575 nt
Organism: Kogia breviceps (pygmy sperm whale)
Lineage: Eukaryota; Metazoa; Chordata; Mammalia; Artiodactyla; Physeteridae
Gene: SH2B2
Product: SH2B adaptor protein 2
Biological process (GO): intracellular signal transduction; antigen receptor-mediated signaling pathway
Cellular component (GO): plasma membrane
Molecular function (GO): transmembrane receptor protein tyrosine kinase adaptor activity
Source: RefSeq, a predicted model, not a curated record
AAUACUGCAGGCAGGAGAAAGGGUUGCGUGGGUCCCAGAACAGCAGCAUGGAUGGCGGGGAGCAGCGGAGGGGUGGGGUUCUUGGUAUAUUUCAAAGGUAGAGCCAAGAGGAUGGCGCAUGACUUCUUCCUGUCCACCAAACUUUGGGGACCCUCAGAAGAGGGUACUCAGGGAAGCGAGGUCACCUGGAGGUUCAUUGGGGACCCCACUUGACGUCUGUCAUCCCAGCCUCCCCUGCCAAACCCAGGAAUGACCUUGGGGUUCCCUGAGACUGCUGUUUGAAGGAGAGUGCCCCUCUUGCAGACACGUGUCCCCCCUGCCUGCUCGUCCUCCUCACACACCGGAGCUGCGCUGAAAGGCUGCACACAGCCCUGGGGGAGUGGGACAGGUGGGCGCUCUGGACACGGGUCAGGAAUUCACUCACUCGCUCCUCUCGCCUGCAGCCUCCGGGGGCUGCGAUGGGACGGGAGCCAUGAAUGGUGCCGCCCCCGGCCCCGCCGCCGCCGCCGCCCCGGUCCCGGUUCCGGUUCCGGUCCCGGACUGGCGGCAGUUCUGCGAACUGCACGCGCAGGCGGCCGCCGUGGAUUUCGCGCACAAGUUCUGCCGUUUCCUGCGGGACAACCCGGCCUACGACACGCCCGACGCCGGGGCCUCCUUCUCCCGCCACUUCGCCGCCAACUUCCUGGACGUGUUCAGCGAGGAGGUGCGCCGCGUGCUGGUGGCCGGGCCGGCGCCCCGGGGAGCGGCAGAGCCCCCAGACUUCAUGGAGCCCGAGCCCUCGGGGCCCCCGGCGCUCAAAGCCGCGCCCUACGGCCACUCGCGGAGCUCCGAGGACGUGUCGGCGCACGCGGCGGCCAAGGCCCGCGUCCGCAAGGGCUUCUCGCUGCGCAAUAUGAGCCUGUGCGUGGUGGACGGCGUGCGCGACAUGUGGCACCGGCGCUCCUCGCCCGAGCCCGACGCCGCUCCGCGGGCCGCCGAGCCCCCAGCCGAGCCGCGCGACAAGUGGACGCGGCGCCUGCGGCUGUCGCGGACGCUAGCGGCCAAGGUGGAGCUGGUGGACAUCCAGCGCGAGGGCGCGCUGCGCUUCAUGGUGGCCGACGACGCGGCCGCGGGCCCCGGCGGCGCCGCCCAGUGGCAGAAGUGUCGCCUGCUCCUGCGCAGGGCCGUGGCAGGCGAGCGCUUCCGCCUAGAGUUCUUCGUGCCGCCCAAGGCCUCCAGGCCCAAAGUUAGUAUCCCUCUGUCAGCCAUCAUUGAGGUCCGCACCACCAUGCCCCUGGAGAUGCCGGAGAAGGACAACACGUUCGUGCUCAAGGUGGAGAACGGAGCAGAGUACAUCCUGGAGACCAUCGACUCCCUGCAGAAGCACUCGUGGGUCGCUGACAUCCAGGGCUGUGUGGACCCUGGGGACAGCGAGGAAGAUGCCGAUCUCCCCUGUGCCCGGGGAAGCUGUCUGGCCAGCCGCGUGGCCUCUUGCAGCUGUGAGCUCCUGACGGAUGCAGCGGACCUGCCCCGGCCCCUAGAGACAACGGCAGCCGUGGUGCCGGCCCCACACAGCCGAGCUCGAGAUGCCGUCGGGGAGUCCCUGGUCCAUGUCCCGCUGGAGACCUUCCUGGAGACCCUGGAGUCCCCAGGUGGCAGCGGCAGUGACAGCAAUAACACAGUGGAGGACGGAGCAGAGCCCGAGCCCGAGGCUGAGCCCGAGCUGGAGCUCUCUGACUACCCCUGGUUCCACGGGACACUGUCACGGGUCAAGGCAGCUCAGCUGGUUCUGGCAGGCGGGCCCCGGAGCCACGGCCUCUUCGUGAUCCGCCAGAGUGAGACUCGGCCUGGGGAGUACGUGCUGACCUUCAACUUCCAGGGCAAGGCCAAGCACCUGCGCCUGUCCUUGAACGGCCACGGGCAGUGCCACGUGCAGCACCUGUGGUUCCAGUCUGUGCUCGACAUGCUCCGCCACUUCCACACCCACCCCAUCCCGCUGGAGUCCGGGGGCUCUGCAGACAUCACCCUUCGCAGCUAUGUGCGGGCCCAGGGCCCCCCACCUGAGCCGGGGCCCUCGCCCAGCGCCGCGCCCGCGCCCGCGCCCGCGCCCCCCGCCUGCUGGAGCGAGCCGGCCGGCCAGCACUACUUCUCCAGCCUCGCCGCGGCCGCCUGCCCGCCCGCCUCGCCCUCGGAGGCCGGCGGCGCCUCGUCCUCAUCCGCCUCGUCGUCCUCGGCAGCGUCUGUGCCCGGCGCCUCGCGCCCCGUCGAGGGCCCGCUGAGCGCGCGCAGCCGCAGCAACAGCGCCGAGCGCCUGCUGGAGGCGACGGGCGGGGGCGCCGACGAGCCCCCAGAGGCCGGGCCGGGAGAGGGCGCCCGGGGCCGCACGCGCGCCGUCGAGAACCAGUACUCCUUCUACUAGGCGGGCGCGGGCGGCGCCAAGGCCCUGGGGCCACCCGGACCCGCCCGGCCGCGGGGCGAUGGCCCACGUGGCCGUGGCCCACGUGGCCGUCCGUCCCAGGGACCCUGCCAGCCCCCGCCCGGCGCUGGGUGGGAAAAGCGAAGCUCUUCAGUGAAGACAUAAUGUUAUUAAAGAGCC